This is a messenger RNA of Aaosphaeria arxii CBS 175.79, 2416 nucleotides long. RefSeq lists its product as uncharacterized. NCBI's taxonomy places the organism in Eukaryota, Fungi, Ascomycota, Dothideomycetes, Pleosporales. The coding region runs from base 168 to 2252 and encodes 694 amino acids. The record is from RefSeq and is a predicted model, not a curated record. Gene Ontology annotation, biological process: amine metabolic process. Gene Ontology annotation, molecular function: quinone binding; copper ion binding; primary methylamine oxidase activity. The transcript has 5 exons.
GGAAGACCAACAAUGUUAGGUAAAAACUUCCAGCAUCGCCCUCUUCCGACAUCUUUACGUGAUCUCACUAUAAGAACAUAACACUCUUCCAUCAUUCAAUUCCCCUCCUAAGAAGUUCACUUCCAUGGUAGCAUCAUCAUUGGCUUAGAACUAUUUCGCUUUGCACAAUGUCCACAGAAGCCAUCGCCACCAGCCCUGCGGCAUCAACCGCCAAGAGCGUUGCGACCCAUCCUCUUGCACCUUUGUCAGCACAAGAACUCACUUCUGCUGCAUCGAUAAUCAAGGCUUCAUGGCCAGCACAUACAGACCUACAUUUCAAGGUCGUGACGCUGGAAGAGCCACCAAAGGCCGAAGUCCUGAAGUAUCUAGAUGCUGAACAUCAAAAGACUUCUCUUCCAAGUAUCAGUCGAAAGGCAUUCGUGAAUUACUACAUACGCAACACCAAUAAAUUCCACGAGGCCAUUGUUGAUCUUUCUACCGGACACGUAGUUUCCAAUGUGCUUCUCGGCCCCUUUUUCCAUGCCAACGGAGAUGGCGAGGAAAUCGUGGCCAUUGAGAAGGCGGUGCUUCAGGAUGAAAGCGUAAAAGCAGAGAUUGCCAAACUUCAGCUCCCAGAAGGAACUGUGGUCAUUUCAGACCCUUGGAUCUACGGAUCUGAUGGUGUCAACGAUGAGGAAAGGCUGUAUCAAUGUUUCCUCUAUUUGCGUGAUCCCAUGAACCCAGGAGAAGCGGACUCAAACCACUACGCACUUCCGUUGCCCAUAUCCCCUGUCGUUAGCACCGCCGAUAACAACAAGGUAAUCCGUAUCGAUAUCAUGCCAACAGGUGUCGAUAACACCAUUAAACCAAUUGGCCCAUACAAAGUGCAACCGCCAAAUGAAUACGUUUCUGAGUACCAGAGUCUGCGAACAGACCUGAAGCCCUUAAGAGUUGUUCAGCCGGAAGGUGCAAGCUUCCAAGUGACCCGAGAGGGCACAUCAAGUAUUCUUGCUUGGCAAAAGUGGAAGUUCAGAGUGGGAUUCAACCAGAGAGAAGGCAUGGUCUUGUACGAUGUGCGAUACGAUGGACGCCCAUUGUUCUAUCGACUAAGCCUUUCUGACAUGAACAUCCCCUAUGCUGACCCACGCCACCCCUUCCAUAAGAAAUCCGCCUUCGAUCUUGGUGAUGCCGGAGCGGGAAUCAUGGCAAACAACCUCAAGCUCGGUUGUGACUGCUUAGGAUCAAUCUAUUACCUGGACGCAGUACUGUCUGACGACAAAGGCGGGGUCACUCCAAUGGACAACGUUGUUUGCAUACACGAACAGGACGCCGGUAUUGGUUGGAAGCAUACCAAUUACCGAACCGGUCGCGCUGCCGUUGUACGCUCCCGCGAGCUUGUGCUCCAAUCCAUCAUCACCGUCUCCAACUACGAGUACAUUCUGGCCUUCAUUUUCAACCAGGCCGGUGAGAUCGAUUAUGAGAUUCGAGCAACAGGUAUAUUAAGCACGCAACCGAUUGAUGAGGGCAUUGAGGUACCUUUUGGAACGGUCGUUCAUCCUGGCGUUCUCGCCGUUCAUCAUCAACACAUCUUCAGUCUGCGUGUCGAUCCAAUGAUUGACGGGCUUGAUAACCGCGUCGCCUACGAGGAAGCCCAUGCCAUGCCUCGAUCAGAGUUCAACCCUCACGGCACCGGGUAUUUCACCAAGGAAACCGUAAUCUCGGAAUCUGGAGGCUACGAUCUUGACUACGACAAGAAUCGUACAUUCAAAAUCCAAAACGCCAACGUUCGCAAUCCCAUCAACGGAAAGCCUGUGGCCUACAAGAUCCAGGCCCCACCGUUCCAAAAGAUCUUGUCAGACAAGGACAGCUUCAACUACAAGCGCGCAGAAUUCUCCGACCACAACAUCUACGUCGUGAAGCAUCGCGAUGGCGAACUGUACGCAGGAGGAAAAUAUACGAACCAGUCGCGAGGCGGAACCGGCGUGCGAUCGUGGGCAGACCGAAAGGACAACGUUCAAGACACCGAUCUGGUUGUCUACAUCCAAGCGGGCAUCAACCACGUGCCACGCAUUGAGGAUUUCCCCGUCAUGCCUUGUGAGAUAUUGAAGAUUCACAUGAAGCCUGUCAAUUUCUUUGAUAAGAAUCCCGCGCUUGAUGUCGCGCCUAGCGAGCAGGGGUUCAAUAAGAGUGUGCUGGUCAGUGAGCAACAUCACCAGCCUACCGUGGAAGCAACCAUCGACAAGGACGGUGCAUGCUGCGGACCGAAGUUAUGAGUUGGAUAAGUGCUACAAUAAUAAGCAAUUUAUCAAUUGGGUGAUUUUUGUGGAAUUUACUACCCUGGCAGCGCUUCGCAUAUGCUAGUAUAGUACUAGCAAGGAGAGUUAAGACGUUGGAAUAGAUAGAAUUUCUACCGUAAGGCAUUUUUAAUAUAUCCUUG